CAAAAAAGUUUGAGUUUGAGGUUAAUUUGAUUAGGUUAAAAAGUAUAAACAUACAAAUGUAUAUUUAUUAAAUUGUUUUUAAAAUUGAUUAUAUAUUAUUAUAAUAUAUAGAUAAAAUGAAAAUAGCAGUAGAAGGUUGUGCACAUGGAGAUUUAGAGAAUAUAUAUGAUACUAUAUAUGUUUUGGAACAGAAAGAAGGCAUUAAAGUGGACUUGUUGAUAUGUUGUGGUGAUUUUCAAUCUUCAAGAAAUAAUGAUGAUCUUACCUGUAUGGCUGUACCUCCGAAAUAUAGAAAUAUUUGUACUUUCUACAAAUACUAUUCAGGCGAAAAAGUAGCCCCAAUUUUGACCAUUUUUAUAGGAGGUAACCAUGAGGCAUCCAAUUACUUGCAGGAACUUCCAUAUGGAGGAUGGGUAGCUCCAAAUAUUUAUUAUAUGGGAUACGCUGGAGUAAUCAAUGUGGGAGGUUUGAGAAUAGCAGGCAUAUCAGGUAUUUAUAAAGGACAAGAUUACUGGAAAGGUCAUUAUGAAAAGCCACCUUACACAGAUGAAUCUAAAAGAUCUGUGUACCAUGUGAGGAAUUUAGAAAUAUUUAGACUUAAACAACUAUCUGGUAAAAUUGAUGUGAUGAUUUCCCAUGAUUGGCCAAAUGAAAUUACUAAAUAUGGAAAUGUUAAGCAGUUGAUAAAGAAGAAGCCCCAUUUUAAGGAAGAUAUUGAAAAGAAUCAGCUGGGGAGCCAACCCAACUCCGACCUCUUAUUUCAUCUAAAACCAGCCUACUGGUUUGCCGCUCACCUUCAUUGUAAAUUCUCAGCUGUAGUGAUGCACAAAGACGACUCCAUGACCAGAUUUUUGGCUUUGGAUAAAUGUCUUCCAAAAAGGAAGUUCCUGCAAGUUUUGGAAGUUCCACACAAUGAGGAUUCUAAAAUAGAAAUUGCUUAUGAUUUGGAAUGGUUAAGCAUAUUAUAUUUAACGAAUCAUUUGUUGUCUGUGAAAAGUACUAAGAACUAUAUGCCGGGACCAGGAAGUACUGAGAGGUAUGAAUUUACCCCUACUGACCAGGAAAAAAUCAUUGUGAUGAAUCGCUUCAAAGACAACUUGGUAGUUCCGAGGAUAUUUUCUAAAACAGCUGUAGCAUAUAGUCCAAAUUCACAAAAAAAUGAUGCCAAACAACCUGAGCCUAUGCUCAACCCCCAAACAGUAACACUGUGUGAAAUUCUCGCAAUAGAUGAUCCAUUAACUCUUAUUUCAAAGAUGGAAGGCACUCUAGAACAGUUGAAUUCAAGCUUGGACUUGAAUUCCACCAUCAGUUUUAUCGAUGACAGUCAGGAAAACGAGUCGUUCAAUUCUUCACAAGAUACGCCCACUAAGAAAAUGUUUAAUCUUACACUUCCUGAUCCCAAAGUAGAUCUGGAUGGCGAUCUAGUUAAUCUAGAGGAUAUCGAGGAAGCUAACGAAGAGAGCAAGAAUGACAGUCAAGAAAUGGGAGUAGCAGAGAUCAAGACCGAGUCAGAAGAUACAAAAAUCAAGACUGUAGUGAACGAUGUGGUACCAACUGAAGAUGAUUGCAAAUCACCUGUUAUUAAGAAGCUUCGGAGAAGAAAUGAAGAACUUUAUAAAAGUUAAUAAAUAGAUGAAGUUUAAAAUAAACAUGUAAAUGUAUAAAAAUUUUUAAUAAAAAUAUUUUUUUAAA
Messenger RNA from Diabrotica virgifera virgifera (western corn rootworm), 1692 nucleotides. It is a transcript of the gene ldbr, whose product is annotated as lariat debranching enzyme. The coding region runs from base 117 to 1625 and encodes 502 amino acids. The record is from RefSeq and is a predicted model, not a curated record. The transcript has 5 exons. Gene Ontology annotation, molecular function: RNA lariat debranching enzyme activity. Gene Ontology annotation, cellular component: nucleus. Gene Ontology annotation, biological process: mRNA splicing, via spliceosome. NCBI's taxonomy places the organism in Eukaryota, Metazoa, Arthropoda, Insecta, Coleoptera, Chrysomelidae.